Messenger RNA from Chlorocebus sabaeus (green monkey), 4200 nucleotides. RefSeq names its product ATPase phospholipid transporting 9B (putative) (gene ATP9B). Lineage: Eukaryota; Metazoa; Chordata; Mammalia; Primates; Cercopithecidae. Gene Ontology annotation, molecular function: magnesium ion binding; ATPase-coupled intramembrane lipid carrier activity; ATP hydrolysis activity. The record is from RefSeq and is a predicted model, not a curated record. Gene Ontology annotation, cellular component: endosome; plasma membrane; trans-Golgi network. Gene Ontology annotation, biological process: retrograde vesicle-mediated transport, Golgi to endoplasmic reticulum; phospholipid translocation; endocytosis.
GCAGACGCGCCCCGGGGGCCCCAGUCCACCGCAGGAACCCGGAGCCGGGCGGGUCUGGGGUCCUACCGGCGCGCCCCAUCUGUGCGCCGGGAGUCGGGAGUCUUGGGCGUUCUGGGCGCGCCGCAGCUGUGGCGUCCGCUGUGGUGAGGGCCGCGGGCAACUGCCGGAGCCAGCGUCUGCAUCCCGGGACGCCUGGGCCGAGCGCAGGAGCCAGAACGGGAGCGGAGAACCGCGGUCCGGUGUUGAGGGGUGGCUGCUCUCCUAAAGUAACCGGGGAUCAAAAGUCCUAAUUUAUGGGGUACCAGCUGGAGGAUGAGUCUGCGCAUUUGGAUGAAAUGCCACUAAUGAUGUCUGAAGAAGGCUUUGAGAAUGAGGAAAGUGAUUACCAUACCUUACCACGGGCCAGGAUAAUGCAAAGGAAAAGAGGACUGGAGUGGUUUGUCUGUGAUGGCUGGAAGUUCCUCUGUACCAGUUGCUGUGAUUGGCUGAUAAAUAUUUGUCAAAGAAAGAAAGAACUGAAAGCUCGCACAGUAUGGCUUGGAUGUCCUGAAAAGUGUGAAGAAAAACAUCCCAGGAAUUCUAUAAAAAAUCAAAAAUACAAUGUGUUUACCUUUAUACCUGGGGUUUUGUAUGAACAAUUCAAGUUUUUCUUGAAUCUCUAUUUUCUGGUAAUAUCCUGCUCACAGUUUGUGCCAGCAUUGAAAAUAGGCUAUCUCUACACCUACUGGGCUCCUCUGGGAUUUGUCUUGGCUGUGACUAUGACACGGGAAGCAAUCGAUGAAUUUCGGCGUUUUCAGCGUGACAAGGAGGUGAAUUCACAGCUAUAUAGCAAGCUUACAGUAAGAGGUAAAGUGCAAGUUAAGAGUUCAGACAUACAAGUUGGAGACCUCAUCAUAGUGGAAAAGAAUCAAAGAAUUCCAUCGGACAUGGUGUUUCUUAGGACUUCCGAAAAAGCAGGUUCGUGUUUUAUUCGAACUGAUCAACUAGAUGGUGAAACUGACUGGAAGCUGAAGGUGGCAGUGAGCUGCACGCAACGGCUGCCGGCUCUGGGGGACCUUUUUUCUAUCAAUGCUUAUGUUUAUGCUCAGAAACCACAAAUGGACAUUCACAGUUUUGAAGGCACAUUUACCAGGGAAGACAGUGACCCGCCCGUUCAUGAAAGUCUCAGCAUAGAAAAUACAUUGUGGGCAAGCACCAUUGUUGCAUCGGGUACUGUAAUAGGUGUUGUCAUUUAUACUGGAAAAGAGACUCGAAGUGUAAUGAACACAUCCAAUCCAAAAAAUAAGGUUGGUUUGUUGGACCUUGAACUCAAUCGGCUGACGAAAGCACUAUUUUUGGCUUUAGUUGCUCUUUCUGUUGUCAUGGUAACCUUACAAGGAUUUGUGGGUCCAUGGUACCGCAAUCUUUUUCGGUUCCUUCUCCUCUUUUCUUACAUCAUUCCCAUAAGUUUGCGUGUGAACUUGGACAUGGGCAAAGCGGUGUAUGGAUGGAUGAUGAUGAAAGACGAGAACAUCCCUGGCACAGUCGUUCGGACCAGCACUAUCCCAGAGGAACUUGGGCGCCUGGUGUAUUUACUGACAGACAAAACAGGAACCCUCACCCAGAAUGAAAUGGUAUUUAAGCGGCUCCACCUGGGCACCGUGUCCUAUGGAGCCGACACAAUGGAUGAGAUCCAGAGCCAUGUCAGGGACUCCUACUCACAGAUGCAGUCUCAAGCUGGUGGAAACAAUACUGGUUCAACUCCACCAAGAAAAGCCCAAUCUUCAGCUCCCAAAGUUAGGAAAAGUGUCAGCAGUCGAAUCCAUGAAGCCGUGAAAGCCAUCGUGCUGUGUCACAACGUGACCCCUGUGUAUGAGUCUCGGGCCGGCGUUACUGGGGAGACUGAGUUCGCAGAGGCUGACCAAGACUUCAGUGAUGAGAACCGCACCUACCAGGCUUCCAGCCCCGAUGAGGUCGCUCUGGUGCAGUGGACAGAGAGUGUGGGCCUCACGCUGGUCAGCAGGGACCUCACCUCCAUGCAGCUGAAGACCCCCAGCGGCCAGGUCCUCAGCUUCUGCAUCCUGCAGCUGUUCCCCUUCACCUCGGAGAGCAAGCGGAUGGGCAUCAUCGUCAGGGAUGAAUCCACGGCAGAAAUCACAUUUUACAUGAAGGGCGCUGAUGUGGCCAUGUCUCCUGUCGUGCAGUAUAACGACUGGCUGGAAGAGGAGUGCGGAAACAUGGCUCGCGAAGGACUGCGGACCCUCGUGGUUGCAAAGAAGGCGUUGACAGAGGAGCAGUACCAGGACUUUGAGAGCCGAUACACUCAGGCCAAGCUGAGCAUGCACGACAGGUCCCUCAAGGUGGCCGCGGUAGUUGAGAGCCUGGAGAGGGAGAUGGAACUGCUAUGCCUCACCGGCGUGGAGGACCAGCUGCAGGCGGACGUGCGGCCCACGCUGGAGAUGCUGCGCAACGCCGGGAUCAAGAUAUGGAUGCUAACAGGCGAUAAACUCGAGACAGCUACUUGCAUUGCCAAAAGUUCACAUCUGGUGUCUAGAACACAAGAUAUUCAUAUUUUCAGACAGGUAACCAGUCGGGGAGAGGCACAUUUGGAGCUGAAUGCAUUUCGAAGGAAGCAUGAUUGUGCACUGGUCAUAUCUGGGGACUCUCUGGAGGUUUGUCUAAAGUACUACGAGCAUGAAUUUGUGGAGCUGGCCUGCCAGUGCCCCGCCGUGGUGUGCUGCCGCUGCUCGCCCACGCAGAAGGCCCACAUCGUGACACUGCUGCAGCAGCACACAGGGAGACGCACCUGCGCCAUCGGUGAUGGAGGAAAUGAUGUCAGCAUGAUUCAGGCAGCAGACUGUGGGAUUGGGAUUGAGGGAAAGGAGGGGAAGCAGGCCUCGCUGGCGGCCGACUUCUCCAUCAGGCAGUUCCGGCACAUUGGCAGGCUGCUCAUGGUGCACGGACGGAACAGCUACAAGAGGUCAGCGGCACUCGGCCAGUUCGUCAUGCACAGGGGCCUUAUCAUCUCCACCAUGCAGGCUGUGUUUUCCUCAGUCUUCUACUUUGCAUCCGUCCCUUUGUAUCAGGGCUUCCUCAUGGUGGGGUAUGCCACCAUAUACACCAUGUUCCCAGUGUUCUCCUUAGUGCUGGACCAGGACGUGAAGCCAGAGAUGGCGAUGCUCUACCCGGAGCUGUACAAGGACCUCACCAAGGGAAGAUCCUUGUCCUUCAAAACCUUCCUCAUCUGGGUUUUAAUCAGUAUUUACCAAGGUGGCAUCCUCAUGUACGGGGCCCUGGUGCUCUUCGAGUCCGAGUUCGUCCACGUGGUGGCCAUCUCCUUCACCGCACUGAUCCUGACCGAGCUGCUGAUGGUGGCGCUGACCGUCCGCACAUGGCACUGGCUGAUGGUGGUGGCCGAGUUUCUCAGCCUGGGCUGCUACGUGUCCUCACUCGCUUUUCUCAAUGAAUAUUUUGGUAUAGGCAGAGUGUCUUUUGGAGCUUUCUUAGAUGUUGCCUUUAUCACCACCGUGGCCUUCCUGUGGAAAGUGUCGGCGAUCACCAUGGUCAGCUGCCUCCCGCUGUAUGUCCUCAAGUACCUGAGGCGCAAGCUGUCUCCGCCAAGCUACUGCAAGCUGGCCUCCUAAGGGGUUGUGCACCCCCAGCGGGCUGGUCCCAGCACCUUCUGCCCUUUCCAGUGGACACAGGGUUUGCCAUUUCUACCAAGCGAGCACCACGAGAAAGGGAGGGUACGCCAGGCGAGCCCAGGGCACCGAUGCCGGGACGGCCUGUCCCUCUCAGUGCAGGGACGUCACCCCUGCCAGGUGAGCCCAGGGCACAGAUGCCAGGACGGCCUCUCCCUCUCAGUGCGAGGCUUCAACCCUGCUAGGCGAGCCCAGGGCACAGAUGCCAGGACGGCCUCUCCCUCUCAGUGUGGGGCUUCACCCCUGCUUUUCUUUCUUCUUUUGUGUUUGUCAAAAUCCUAUUUCCAUAUUGAAGCAGCUUGAGUUUCUACUGAAAAUGAGCCCAAAUUAUUUUACUGUUACUGUAAAGGGUUUAUCUUACUCUGGCAUUCUAAGAAUUAGAAUGAAAGUUUAAUUUCUGCAAUUCCCUAACAUUCAAAUUCUUUCUUUGAUGUUAUAAUACACAGUCAUUCCUACUCAAAUGUAAUAAAAUUGAGGCUCCACGGAGGCCUGUGUCCACACCAGCUGCAGCUCCUGCUCA